ACGCGCGCAGGCCGCAGCCAGUGGGCCGACGUACAGAUAUCAGUUUGGAUGUACGUUGGUCGGGAUAUUUGGUAAAGUGUCUACGACAAAAAUAAAACAAAAAACUUGUUAAAACAUUUUUUUUCUUUCUAAAAAACGCCAAAAAUAAUAACAAAAAGAUACGAUAUACCUACCGCCGUGCCGGUGUCGGUCGUGUGCAUUUUUAAAUUCCGCCGUCUGUUUUAUUUGUUUUUAUCGUCUCUUGCGCCGCGUCGCGUUCGCUGCACAUCGUCCGUGUGUAAUAAUAACACUUAUUAUUAUUAUAUUAAAGAAUCACUAUUAACGUUAAUAAUAAUUUCGUAGACGAUAUAUUUUUUUUUCUACCGGAGUUGGCCGUUAACCAUACAUAAUUAUUAUUUUCUACAUAUACACAUCGGUUUUUUUUUUUUUUUGAGCUCUACCACCACCCAUACCUGCUUGCCGCGAGUGUUGUAUACAUUGUAUAUGAGUAUAUUAUUAUUUUUAUCCGUCGUGUCCAAAGUUUCAGGGAAACUGGUUAUUCGCCGCCGCAACACUGUGUGUGAAUGUGUGUGUGUGUGUGUGUGUGUGUGUGGAUAAAAAACACACAGACACACAACAUAAUGUAAUGAAUAAUAAUAUAUACAAUGCUGUAUUUGUGUAGUGAUUACGAGCGGUUCCAUUGAUACGGCCGUGUUUGUGUGUAUACUAUGUGUGCGCGUUUAAUGUUAAAUAUUUUUAAAACUUGCACAUUGUCAACACAAUAGACAUUUUUAAACCAAACGAUUUUUUUAUACUUGUCUUUCCAUCCAUAAAAUUCAAAUAAAGUACCCGUGUUCGGACGACGGACGGUGACAAAUCCUAGUGAUAACACUGCCUACCCUGCGCAAAGGGAGAAUAUUCAAUAUUAUGCUUUUAUCGUCGACUUAGUGGCUUGGGCACGUUUGUAACAGCAGAUUAAAAUGGACAGCGCGGUACUUAACCACUGAGAAAGCACCACCGUGGUCGAUGUGACAAUUAUUUUAUGAAGGCCGUGGCCAAAUUUUCCUAUCAAAUAUGUCCGCUGAUUCUUCAGAACCCAACGCCAAGAGAACAGAUAACAUUAAAUCCAUUCGCAGUAUAGAAAUCAGUUCUGCAUUCACGCAUUUAUCGCAAAAAACAGAAAUGACUCGUGAAUCGAUGGUGAGCAGCUACAACACGGAAGACGCGUUGGGUGACAAACCGUUGGAGUUGGUUCGACCCACCAACCUCGUCCACGAGGCAAGCGCCAUACACCAUCAGAUAUUGGAGUUAAAAAAGCAGCAACAACUUCAACAACAAUAUCUGCUGGAACAAUUCCAAGCACAACAGCAGCAGUUGGCCGAACAACACGAACAGCAACUUCGGCAACAUCUCAAAUCAUGCGUUAUGCAGGAGCUGUGGGAAAAGAAGCGAGAACUCGAAGAAAAGGAGCAGCGGGAAAGGAAAGAAGAGGAAAAACUGGAGACGAUCAAGAAAAAAGAAAAACACGAACAAAGCGCCAUCGCAUCGUCCGAAGUCAAACAGAUUUUACAGGGAUUCUUGUUAAGUAAGAAACACAGGGAAUCUGCCUCCAGCAGCUCUUCACAAACUCAAAAGCCGUACCUAAGCUGGGGCGUUUUACAAUCCCAACAGUCUGAGCCAAAUGUGAUGCCUAGUAGCCUAAGUCCUUCUUCUAGUGGAUCAAACAUAACUCCCUACAGGCUUGUUGGUCGGUACGAAGAUGAUUUUCCAUUAAGAAAAACAGCGUCUGAACCAAAUUUACUCAAAAUGAGACUGAAACAGCGCAUGUUCGACAGACGUAACAAUCCAAUCGCACGACCUAAAGACCGAACCAGCAACCGAGUUUCUAAACUUGCAAUUGAGACAUCACCCUCUGGUAGUACUCCUGGUUCUGGACCUAAUUCGCCACCAAUCAUUAUAUCAUCAAACUGCCGAAAUUCGCCUUCUACCGGAGCAACGACUCCAAUUAAAGAAGAGACCGACAUGACUUUUGGUCAUAUGUCCAACAACAACACUGACCAGAGUAGUAGUGUUGCUGAUCUUUCCGCAUUGUACACGAGUCCUUCAAUGCCUAAUAUAUCACUCGGUAGACCUCCAUCAAAUACGGAUGGUUCAAAAUUAACUUCAGUUUCUGAAGCUGAAGUUCGUGCUGCAUUCACAGCUCGGCUUGGUAUACCUUUAACAGGACAAAUGUUAUCGAGUACAUUACCCUAUUAUCCUACACUUCCAUUAUUGGAUACAUCUCAAAGCUUUAUUCAAAAACAAAUGCGAAGCUUAGAAUCAAGGCAAUCUACAGCGCCAACAUUUCAUCCUGCUCCUAUUACCGAUACUCAGGUGGCACACGCACGAUUGAAUAAAGCCGGACAUAGACCACUAGGUCGGACACAGUCAGCACCUCUACCUCUUGGUCAUCCAAUGUUAAAUAACAUAGCCCCUGGUCAACACCUUAGUGUUCAUUAUGAAGAUUAUGAACCACUCCAACAGCUUAGCGCUCACAAUUAUUUGAAACAACAAAUUCGAAACACUGUUUUGACUAGAGCUGGUAGUCGAGCACACUUGGCGAAUAAUUCAUUUAUCAAUGAAGAUCAAGAAGAUGACGCUAAGGUAAUUGAUUUGACUGGUGGUCCCCGAACGUCGACAGAUAAUGGUCUAAAGAACAAAAGUCAGUCAUUUCUUCAACAACAGCGAGAUUUAAUGAUGAGACAAACGUCACAGUCAAACGAUGUUUCAGUUUUUGCUAACCGAAAUCCCAAUGUAGCUAUUCCUUUAGUUCGAACAUUCUCAAGUCCUUUGGUUGCUGGUGUUAACCCAGGAGGUAUAAUUACCUCAGAUGCAUCCAGUACAUCAUCAUCGUACCUUUCUUCUACUAGCCUUAACUCUUCUUUACAUAAACUGUCUGGAAGUCCCCAUCGACCGACAACGGGACUAGCAUUUGACAGUCUAAUGUUAAAACAUGCUUGCAAAUGCGGCAACAACUCUUUGCAUCCCGAGCACAGUGGUCGAUUGCAAAGUGUUUGGGCUCGAUUAAUCGAAACUGGGUUGGCUAGAAAAUGUGAUAGGCUUAGACCACGGAAAGCUACCCUAGAAGAAUUGCAAACCUGUCAUUCUGAACCCCAUACGCUUCUGUUCGGUACUAAUCCGUUGAAUCAUCAAAAAAUUGAUGGUUCCAAACUAGCAGAGUUACCAUUAAAAAGUAUAGUACGACUACCUUGUGGUGGAUUGGGUGUUGAUUCAGACACUACUUGGAAUGAUUUGCAUACAGCCUCAGCUGCUCGAAUGGCUGUUGGAUGUGUAGUCGAUUUAGCUUUUAAAACUCUUAUGGGUGAUAUCAAAAACGGCUUUGCAAUUGUCCGACCCCCUGGGCAUCAUGCCGAAGCCAACCAAGCAAUGGGAUUUUGUUUUUUCAAUUCAAUUGCUGUUGCAUGUCGUUUGCUUCAACAAAGACAAGCUGUACGACGGAUUCUUGUCGUCGAUUGGGACGUCCACCAUGGCAAUGGAACUCAACAAAUAUUUUACGAAGACAGGAAUGUUUUGUAUCUAUCAAUUCAUCGACAUGACGAUGGCAAUUUUUUUCCUGGAACAGGAGCUCCUGCAGAGUGCGGCGUCGGGAAUGGCCUUGGAUAUAAUGUAAACAUUGCAUGGAGCGGUGGUCUACAACCGCCUCUAGGCGAUGCCGAGUAUUUGGCAGCAUUUCGAUCAGUGGUCAUGCCCAUAGCUCGAGAAUACGCGCCUGAAAUAGUACUUGUAUCAGCUGGGUUUGAUGCAGCAUCUGGUCAUCCUGCUCCUCUCGGUGGAUACAAUGUGACUCCUGCUUGCUUUGCAUAUAUGACUCAACAGCUCAUGCAAAUAGCUGAUGGAAAGGUGGUUUUGUCAUUAGAAGGAGGCUACGAUCUAACAGCUAUUUGUGACAGUGCUGAAGAGUGUGUCCGAGCGCUUCUCGAAGAAGAUGUGGCGUCUAUUGUUGAAUCAGAACUACACCGUGCUCCUUGUCAAAAUGCUGUUAACACAUUACAAAAAACUAUUGCCAUACAAUUGCCUCACUGGCCCGUUCUUAAAAAAUUCAUUAAUACCGUUGCAUGUAGUGCUGUUGAAGCAACGCUCUGUGAAGAAAACGAUACAGUUAGUGCAAUGGCUUCUUUAUCUAUGACCAGACAUCGAAUUCAAAGCUCUGAACAUUUGGAAGAACCCAUGGAAGAAGAUGACAACGAGGAAAUCAACAAAUAAUAUGUUAUUUAGACUAUGUAAAAGAAAUUACUGUUGCUUUAACUCUAAAGUUCUUAAUGAUUUCCAAUUUGUAUAGUGAAAACAUAUAAGUUUUAGGAAAACACAUUUUUUAUUACAACUAUUAACUAAAAAAUUGUAUUGAAUGCAAAUUUUGUCAGGUUACCCAGUGAGAUGGUCUCGAUGUUGUGUGUAUUAUGCAGAAUUUCUACAUAUACUAGAAUUUAAAAAAAAAACAUUCCAAAAAUUCUUUAAUGGUUAAACUAAUUUGUUGUUUGUAAAAUUACGUUACCUGCAAUAUAACGUAACUUAAAUAUUUAUUAUAUUUAUGUAUAUAAUCUUGUUUUGUUUUUAUUAUUAGUUUUUUUAUUUAUAUAUAUAU
Messenger RNA from Adelges cooleyi (spruce gall adelgid), 4621 nucleotides. It is a transcript of the gene HDAC4, whose product is annotated as histone deacetylase 4. Gene Ontology annotation, molecular function: histone deacetylase activity. Gene Ontology annotation, cellular component: histone deacetylase complex. The transcript has 25 exons. Gene Ontology annotation, biological process: negative regulation of transcription by RNA polymerase II; chromatin organization. NCBI's taxonomy places the organism in Eukaryota, Metazoa, Arthropoda, Insecta, Hemiptera, Adelgidae. The coding region runs from base 1054 to 4242 and encodes 1062 amino acids. The record is from RefSeq and is a predicted model, not a curated record.